Molecule: messenger RNA, 2775 nt
Organism: Carcharodon carcharias (great white shark)
Lineage: Eukaryota; Metazoa; Chordata; Chondrichthyes; Lamniformes; Lamnidae
Product: inactive rhomboid protein 2-like
Exons: 17
Coding region: 1-2340 (779 amino acids)
Biological process (GO): regulation of protein secretion; regulation of epidermal growth factor receptor signaling pathway
Cellular component (GO): endoplasmic reticulum membrane
Molecular function (GO): serine-type endopeptidase activity
Source: RefSeq, a predicted model, not a curated record
AUGAUCGGCAGUGCCUGUAGAACCGGGGUGGUGUUAGGAGCCAACCAGCCACGUUCCCCCAAAGUGAAGGCCAUCAAGUACACAUCAUCUGUUGUGAAACUCGUUGACGUGCUUUCCCUCCGAAAUGGACGGAUGAUCUGGGGAACAGCUCAGUGGUUUGGUUUGGGAAGUGACAGUGAACUGGAUCAACACCAGUGGCAACGUAAGAGCUGGAGACACUGUAGCCAGAGGUAUGGGAAGCUGAAAGCACAGUACCAGAGAGAUGCCGGAAUCCCCAAUCUUGAAUCCUCUUCAUUUUCAGCAGUGGAUUCCCCAGCUUCCUGUAAAAUUCCAAAGAUCAUUGAUCCUUUUGCACGGGGCCGUGUGUUUCGAUAUCCUGAUGUUGUGGAUCAACCUCUCACUCCUCACCCUGCCUCCCCUCCUCUAACUUCACUCAGGUCAUUUCGAAGCUUCCGAUCAGGAUAUAUGGGAAUUUCCCCCAGGAAGCGGGAAUCAGUCGCCCGAAUGAGUAUUCGAGCAGCCUCAGCCCUGAUAAGGGGUCGACCUGGAAUGAAAAGUUCUCGACACACAAGAGUCAAAAGAAGCUUUAUACAUCCGAGUUACUUUGAAGAAGAUACAAUCAAUGAUUCAGAAACUCUGGACUACUCGUUUUUUAGUAAGGUGGAUGUCCCAGAUGAAACAUACUCAAUGCUGGACGAUGUAUUUGAAUCUCCGCCGCUUUCUGCUUCCUGGCCUUUGCAGGACCUCCAGUUUGUUGAGAGGCUCCAACCAUCAUUGGAAGUUCAGAUGCGGUCCUCAAACUGUGAAACAGGGCACAGAAGGGGGAAACGCAUCGUGUCACAAGUCAAGCACUUUGCAUUUGAUAAGAGGAAGCGUCAGUAUGGCCUAGGGAUGGUUGGGAAAUGGCUGAAUCGCAGAUAUCGCCGGGCCUUAAGCCACAGUACCCAAACCAAACUACAAGACAUCAGGAGUCACAGACCUUAUUUCACCUACUGGAUCACGGUCGUUCAUAUUUUGAUCAGCUUGCUGUCGAUUUGUAUUUAUGGAAUUGCACCAAUGGGAUUUGCGCAACAUGUGAAAACACAACUCGUGUUGAGGAAUAAAGGGAUAUACGAGAGUGUGCAACACAUCCAGCAAGAGAACUUCUGGAUUGGACCUAGCUCGGUUGCUCUCAUUCAUCUUGGAGCAAAGUUUUCUCCCUGUUUACGGAGGGACCAAUCCAUCUCAAAACUCAUUGAGAAGGAGAGAAAUCAGGAGAGGAACUCUGGCUGUUGUGUUCAAAAUGAUAACUCUGGCUGUAUACAGACGUUGGAGGAAGAUUGUUCGGAAACACUUGCUACAUUUGUAAAAUGGCCGAACUUCCAGGCUCCCUUCCUGGAAUCCGCCAAUCAGAGCAGAUCAUCAGGAGCAGUCUGCCAUCAAGACCCAAGAACAUGUGAGGAGCCUGCCUCUGCGGAACCACACACCUGGGAGGAUGACAUUACUCAAUGGCCUAUUUGCACCUAUCAGCCAGCGAAGAAUCACACAGGGCUGAUACACCUGGACUGUGUUAUCAAAGGAAGACCUUGCUGCAUUGGGACAAAGGGCAGAUGUGAAAUCACCACCAGAGAGUACUGCCAGUUUAAGGAGGGAUAUUUUCAUGAGGAAGCAGUCUUGUGUUCACAGGUUCACUGUCUCGAUGAAGUGUGUGGGUUGUUGCCAUUCCUGAAUCCAGAUGUUCCAGAUCAAAUCUACAGGCUUUGGCUCUCCCUUUUUCUUCAUGCUGGGAUUAUCCAUUGCCUUGUCUCUGUGCUUUUCCAAAUGAGCAUUCUUCGGGACCUGGAGAAGUUGGCAGGUUGGCUGCGCAUUUCAAUCAUCUACAUCCUGAGUGGAAUCAUGGGCAACUUGGCGAGUGCGAUUUCCCUACCUUACAGAGCUGAGGUCGGCCCUGCAGGAUCCCAGUUUGGUUUGUUGGCCUGUCUCUUUGUAGAAUUGUUUCAGAGUUGGCAGAUUCUGGAGAAGCCAUGGAAAGCCUUGAUGAAGUUGAUCGGAAUUGUGCUUUUUCUCUUUGCCUUUGGCUUGUUGCCUUGGAUUGACAAUAUUGCACAUAUCUUUGGAUUCAUCAGUGGUUUCCUGCUAUCUUUUGCCUUCUUACCAUACAUUACCUUUGGUCAAAGUGAUAAAUGCAGAAAGAGAAUAAUGAUCAUUGUCUCCCUCCUGGUCUUUAUUGGACUUACUGCAUCUCUGGUGAUUUGGUUCUAUGUAUAUCCUAUUAACUGUCACUGGUGCGAGUACCUCACCUGCAUCCCAUUCACCAGCAAAUUCUGUGAAAAGUAUGACCUCGAUCAAAUCAUACACUGAGCAAGAAUCUAGUGGGUGUGUUGUUGGGAUAAAUAACAUUUGUGCAUUACUGGGGAUGGUGCUGUGCAUUGGGAAUGGAGCCAGCUAGGGGCUGUAAGUUUCCCUGAAGCACUGCCCGGUGUGAGUGAUAUUCGGGAGCUGAAUAAUAAUCAAAUGUUGGUGCGGUUAGACUUGGAUAAUUGGAAAAUGGGAUGUACUACCGUCUGUGUGACAGUUUCACAUGCUGAAUAUUUGAAAAACUCAUUCCAGUUCCUGAAUCAAUUAAUUACUCUGCUCGACAAAUACCCUACAUCAAAACGUUGAUAUCAGAUUUAUUUAUUCUUUUGCAACCAUUGAAUGUCUUUUCUUCUCAAACCAUCAAAUUAAUGUAACAAUAUGAAGCACCUGCAAUCGCAGGGAAAUUCCACAUCCUGAUAUUAUAAUCUUUUUUGAUGA